CGUUGACAAAAUGACGACGACGACCACUUUUCAGGGGCUGGACCCUAGCGCAAAAAAUAGUUCCAGGGUGCUACGACCCCCUGGGGGAGCCUCGAAUAUAUCAUUUGGAACAGAUGAGGGGAAGCCGGUUCGUAAAAACAAGAUGGCCUCCAGCAUCUUUGCUGAACCUGAGGACCCCCAUGCCCAUCGAAGGAACAAUCCACCAGGAGGAGAAGCCAGCGGAGUCCUGUGUGGAGAGCAUUCUGCUCCUCUGAGGCGGUGCCACCAGCCGCCACUCAUUCAGAACAGCUCCGCCCCUGUCCAGGCCACCACUCUGGAGGAAAACUAUGAGCAAGCAGAAGAACACUUCGAGGCAGAGGAGGAGACCUCCGAACAAAAGGAGGAGGUGCCACAGCCUUCUGCCCCUUCGGUGCCCGGUGCCGCCUCCUCUGGCCGGAGAAACCCCCCUGGUGGCAAGUCCAGCCUCAUCCUGGGUUGAAACA
Messenger RNA from Chanos chanos (milkfish), 482 nucleotides. RefSeq names its product Jupiter microtubule associated homolog 1b (gene jpt1b). Gene Ontology annotation, cellular component: nucleus. The record is from RefSeq and is a predicted model, not a curated record. Bases 11 to 478 code for a protein of 155 amino acids. The transcript is spliced from 5 exons. Lineage: Eukaryota; Metazoa; Chordata; Actinopteri; Gonorynchiformes; Chanidae.